AGCGGAGAGCCGGGCGCGGGGCUACUGGCGCGGCCUGGGCCGUGUGGUCAGGGCACCUAGGAGCUCGCGGCCGCGGGAGUCGGCUCCACUGUGCAAAUGUUCAUGAGUCCUUUUCUCAGAAAUCUAAAGAUGAUCCUAACUAACAGCAUCUACUUUGCACCAUCCUUCUCACAUCCCUCCUGAACAGUAAUGUUGGUUAUUUCAGUCUCUUGCCAGCGACUUCUGAUGUCCCAGCAAAUGGCAUUGUCCCCAGCAGUGCUGAAAAGAUACUCCCGAGGGCCCAGCAGUGAUACAUACAACUAACGCAGACUUGCUUGCACUCUGGUGGGUAGACCUUGAACAGGAGUGAUGCCUCCAGGCAGGUGGUAUGCUGUCCAUCCAGCUCAGGCCAAGGCUUCAAGGGAGCGAGGACGCCUUCAGAUGAUAAAGAAGGAAGAAGAGGAUGAAAGCUACACUUCAGUGCCAGCUGCCAGACCACAGACACUCAAUCGUCCUGGCCAGGAGCUGUUCCGCCAGCUCUUCAGACAGCUUCGCUACCAUGAGUCUUCUGGGCCUCUAGAGACUCUGAGCCGGCUCCGGGAGCUCUGCCGCUGGUGGCUGAGGCCAGAUGUUCUUUCAAAGGCCCAGAUUCUGGAGCUGCUGGUCCUGGAGCAGUUCCUGAGCAUCCUGCCAGGGGAGCUUCGGACCUGGGUGCAGCUGCAUCACCCUGAGAGUGGUGGGGACGUUGUGGCCUUGCUGGAAGAGCUACAGAGGGACUUCUAUGGGACACCAUGGAGGGACCCAGCCCUUGCCCAGAGCCCAGAUGUGCAUUGGAUGGGCACAGGAGCCCUGCAAGCCGCACAGAUAUGGCCCCCUGCUUCACCUCUCAGGAGCGGCUCGGCUCUGGGGGACCACCUGCAGCCUCCCUAUGAAAUAGGAGUGCGUGACUUCCUGGCUGGGCAACCCGAUCCUCCUGCUGCACAGGUUUCUGCCCUUUCCCAGAGAGAGGGAUGUUCAGGAGACCUGGUGACAGUCCAGCCUCAGGAGGCUGUGACUUUCAAGGAUGUGGAGGUGACCUUUUCCCAGGAUGAGUGGGGAUGGCUGGACGCUUCUCAGAGGAACCUAUACAGGGAUGUGAUGCUAGAGAAUUAUGGGAACGUGACUUCUUUGGUGGGGCCAUUCACCAAACCUGCUCUGAUCUCCUGGUUGGAGGCAAGGGAGCCGUGGGGCUUGAAUGUCCAGGGAGCUCAUCCUAAGGGGAGUCCAAGUGCUGCCCCUGCAGGAAAUGAGCUCCAUGUGAAAACAGACAAGUUCAUCUUAAAACAUGAACCUUUGGAAGAAGCUAUGCCAUCAGGAUGUCAUGGUGCAGCAAAUAUUUCUGAGGGAACAGGGCUCAGAGAAUCUUUUGCACAGAAGAGCAGGUUAAAGGAGCAAUGUGGAAACCCCAUACAAGUGACAGUUAAGAAAGAAGAGACCAAUUCCAGCUACGGGACAGGAAAAGACUGUGAAGAAUCGGGAAGAAGUAAUAGUCUUCAUCUAAAACAUAUUACAUGUUUGAGAGGACCCAGAAAAAAGCAGUCCCUUAAACAUGGCUAUGGCAAACACUUCAGAGGGAGUUCAUACCACUGUGAUUACAAGGAAUAUGGGAAAGGGCUCAGACGCGUGAUUGGGGGGUUUAGCCUACAUCAGAGAAUUCACGCUGGACUGAAAGGGAAGGCAAAGGAUGCGCACGGGAAGGACUUCAGCCUUAGUUCUCAUCACCAACACGGGCAGAAUCUUCACAUGGUGGGGACAUUGUAUACGUGCAGUGACUGUGGGAAGACCUUCAGUCAUAGCUCCCAUCUUGCAUGUCAUCAGCGACUUCACACUCAAGAGAAGCCGUUUAAAUGUAGGGCCUGUGGGAAAGCCUUCAGGUGGAGCUCGAACCGUGUGCGACAUGAGAAAAUUCACACUGGAUUGAAACCUUAUAAAUGCAGUUUAUGUGACAAAGCUUUCCGACGCAUGUCUGCCUACCGCCUGCACCAGGAAAUUCAUGCUAAGCAGAAAUUUCUUGAAUCUUAUCAGCACGAGGAAGCUCUCUCUUGUGGCUCAGGGUUUGAUCAUCAUUUGAGAGACCAAAAUGGGGAGAAACUCUUUGACUGUAGCCAGUGUAGGAAAUUCUUCCACUGUAAGUCAUAUAUUCUUGAACAUCAAAGGAUUCACACCCAGGAGAAACCCUAUAAAUGCAUCAAAUGUAGGAAAACAUUUAGGUGGAGGUCAAACUUCACUCGUCACAUGAGACUGCACCAGGAAGAGGAGGUCUGUGAUCCAGACAAAUGUAGAGAAGACUUUAGGCAGACCUCCAACUACAGUCAGCCCCAGAGUGCCCCCACUGUGGAGAAAGCUCUUUUGUGUCAGCAGUGUGGGAAGACCUUUAAUCAAAAGAAAGCUCUCAUUGAUCAUCAGAGAAUUCACACAGGCGAGAAACCAUACCAAUGCAGUGAAUGUGCAGAAGACUUUCCUCAUAAGUCGGCCUUUAUCGUUCAUAAGAGGCAGCAUGCCGUCGAAAUAAAGCCUGAGGACGUGCCAUCGUUUAGUCAGGACGGAGCAUUCCAAGUUCCUCAGAGCAGUCACACCACAGAGGAACCCUACAAAUGUAGCCAGUGUGGCAAAGCCUUCCGUAAUCACUCAUUCCUCCUUAUCCAUCAGAGAGUUCAUACCAGAGAGAAGCCUUAUAAGUGCAGGGAGUGCGGGAAGUCUUUCAGAUGGAGUUCUAACCUCUCCCGACAUCAGAGGGUUCACUCUUUGGGGAAACCGUAUGAGUACCACGAAAGUGAAGAUGCUCCGAAUCUGCAGUCACAAAUACUCACUGGUGCAAAACCUUUUUGGUGCCAAGAAUGUGGGAAAAGCUUUACACGUAAAAGAAGUCUUUUAGAUCAUAAGGGAAUACACAGUGGAGAGAAACGCUAUAAAUGUAAUCUGUGUGGGAAAUCUUACGACAGAAAUUACCGCCUUGUUAAUCAUCAGAGAAACCACACGAAAGAGAGACCAUUUAAAUGUCAGUGGUGUGGGAAAGAUUUCAUUGGAAGACAUACUCUCUGUAUUCAUCAGAGAAAACACACCAGAGUGGCCCAGUCUGAAUGCAGUGUGGCUGGGUUGUCUUCUCGCCAGGAUACAGGGGUGAGUUUACAGGAAUUAAAACCAAGUGAGGAGAAGAAACCUCUUGAAGAUUGUGAGAAAACUUGUGAUCAGAACUCCGGACUCACUGGGCUCCAGGAUAUACCCACUGGGGGAAAGUGCCACAAAUGUACCACGUGUGGGAAAACUUUUAGCAAGAGCUCACAACUCAUCAGCCACAAGAGAUUUCAUACUCGAGAGAGGCCCUUCAAAUGCAAAGAGUGUGGGAAGACCUUCAGGUGGUCUUCAAAUUUGGCUCGGCAUAUGAAAAACCAUACUAGAGAUUAGCUUGGGGUCUGACAGUGUGGGGAGGGGGUCCUGGCUACCCUGCUAGAGAACCCCUGAUUGUAGGCAGUGUGGGGCAGACCUUCAUAGAGGGCCCAGCCCUUUCUAUUUUGGAAGCUAGUGGCAGAGAAUCCUGAGGAUUCAAAAAUGCAGGGCAGGCACCCCCAUCCUACUGCUGGAAAAUGAGGUGCUGGGGAAGAGCAGCAACGUGUUCCAGAAGGAGGCUUGGACCCCUAGGAGUGGUCUUUGCACAAUGGCCUGGAGCUCCCCCAGCCAGAUCUCCUUCUAUAACUCUAAAGGGAGAGACCAUUGCCCUUCUUGGUUCAACAAAAUGUCCGUGGCAUGGUGGGCUGUGGCUGCUGGGAAGGGGCCAGUUGGAUCCUAAGUUUCCCUUUUGAGUUUGGCUUGUGAUGGUGCCUAGUCUGUUUGACCUUAAAAGCACCAGCAGCAGUAAGAACUAGUCUCUUCUGAUGCCUCCAGGGGAGUUCUGGCUGCGGCUUCAGUCUUCACAGCUGACUUUGGAUAUUUGCCAUGGGCGUAGAGUUGUCUCAGCUGCGAGUGGAGAACAGGGUACUGGGCUUGAUCACCUGGAGAAUGAAGCUCGACCAGUGCCCCAUCGCCAUC
Molecule: messenger RNA, 4044 nt
Organism: Orcinus orca (killer whale)
Lineage: Eukaryota; Metazoa; Chordata; Mammalia; Artiodactyla; Delphinidae
Gene: ZNF445
Product: zinc finger protein 445
Exons: 7
Coding region: 349-3423 (1024 amino acids)
Biological process (GO): negative regulation of transcription by RNA polymerase II
Molecular function (GO): DNA-binding transcription repressor activity, RNA polymerase II-specific
Source: RefSeq, a predicted model, not a curated record